Messenger RNA from Vespula pensylvanica (western yellowjacket), 6210 nucleotides. RefSeq names its product division abnormally delayed protein (gene dally). Gene Ontology annotation, cellular component: plasma membrane; cell surface; extracellular region. Lineage: Eukaryota; Metazoa; Arthropoda; Insecta; Hymenoptera; Vespidae. Gene Ontology annotation, biological process: positive regulation of canonical Wnt signaling pathway; regulation of protein localization to membrane; cell migration. The transcript has 8 exons. The record is from RefSeq and is a predicted model, not a curated record. Bases 765 to 2672 code for a protein of 635 amino acids.
CGUAUCGCGUCCCCGUGCAUGCAUGCGUGCGGGUGUGCGUGCGUCUCUCUCUCUUUUUAAGUGUAUACCGCGAUUUUGAUCGGAGUCUCGUUGGUGGUGCCGUAUUCGUUUGUAACAUCCUCGAGAGAUUAUCGAUAAUAAAUAACAAUAAGAAAGAGCUGGUGUUCCUCUCGGGUUCCUUUAUCGUGUCGACGUCUUUUAAAGCACGUUCCGUCGUAUAUAUCACGACUAUUGGCGGCCGGCAGUGGCCGAGGUCGUCGGCUCGCGGCUCCGGUGCGUGAACGCGCGUGCAUGUGGUACUAGUAUCGCGACACGGUGCUUUUCACGAUAAUCCAAAUGUUGUCGUCGGAUGCGACUUUGGAUCGUCGUUCUCAUAACGAACGUGGACCUUUUCGUACUCGUCGACGUAGUAGCGAGUUGAUCGUCGUCGCUUGACAACGCGGUAAGAAAGGAAGAAGAAGAUCUUUGUGAGAAAAAAGUCGAAGAAAACGACGACAACGAAGAAGACGAAGAAGAAGAAGAAGAAGAAGAAGAAGAAGAAGAAAAAGAAAAAGAAGAAGAAGGUGAACGUUCGACGAGAAAAUAAGAAAGAAAAAGAGAAGAAAGGAGUCUCGUUGGCGAAUUAAUCGCAUCUCUUAUUCACGUUCGGUUAAUAUAUACACACACACAUAUAUAUAUAUAUAUCUCAUUCUCUCUCUCUCUCUCUCUCUUUCUCCGGCAAGUCUAAGCGAGCCGCGCGCGCGUCGCGGUGCCAUUUUGGCAAAAUGAAAAUAAUAACGGUUAGGAGGCAGAACGCAGGGUGUGCAUCACCGGCAUCGCUUAUUCUCUUCCUCCUCCUCGGGAUUUUAUUCGGCGGUUGCGUCGACGCCGUUCUAUCGCGUUUACCGCGUUCUCUCGACCGUUCGAAAAACGAGACCGAUUGCGAACAAGUCGCAGCCUUCUUCGAGAACGAGAACAAUGUCGUAGCGAGGUUGAUAACUACGAGGCCGGAAUCUGGGACCACGUCUCCUAUAUCUAAGACGAUAUGUGACGCCCCAUGCUGUGGACACGAAGUCGAGGAUCAUUUGAGACACAAAGCCGGAAGGGAUUUUCACAAUUUGAUUCAUCAUCACAGCAGGAGUCUUCAGGGACUUCUUGCGACGACUGCUGAUGCAUUGAGAGAAACCGUAACGACAUUGGCGAAGCAGUCGGAGAACAAGACCCUGACCCUCUUCGAUCAAGUAUACCGAUCGAUGGCAGCUCAGAGUAAACCAUCGAUCAGAGCACUGUACCAAGCUAUGAUAGACUACGUGUCACCUAGUAACACGCCAGACAGUUUGCAACAGCCAUUGACGCGGGAACUUCUUCACGAACGUUUCCUCGAGUUUUUCUCACGAUUGUUCCCGGUUGCUUAUCAUCACGCAGUUAAUCCAGGAAAGGACGAUUUCACGGAUAAAUUCAAAUCUUGCCUCUACGAAACGAUCGACGAGGUCCAACCGUUCGGUGACGUACCAAAACAAAUUUCAAGGGUCGUAGGAAAGAGUCUCGAGGCUACGAGAGUUCUUAUCCAGGCGUUGACGCUCGGCAAAACCGUCUUAGAUAGAACCGACAGCGCUUUAUUUUCUGGCACCAGUCCACAACAAGAAUCAUGCUACAACGCCCUACUUAGGAUGACCUAUUGUCCACGUUGCAACGGAAUCGGUGCUACUAUAAGACCUUGCAGUGGAUUCUGCACGAACGUUAUGAGAGGAUGCCUGACGGAGUCGGCAUCGGAGUUGGAUCUUGCGUGGUCUGGUUACGUGGAAACGGUCGAGAGGCUCGUCGUAGCGGUCGACGGUCGUAACGAUCCUUUGGGUCUGAAUGCCGAGAGGGCCGUCAGACAAUUGGACACCCGCAUUUCGGACGCCAUUAUGCACGCGAUGGGGAACAGCCGAGCUCUCGAGGAGAAGGUACGGAAAUUGUGCGGUCGUUCGGACGUCGAAUCGCCAUCGUCUGAAAUCAGUGGAAUAACCGAAGAUACGGUUGAAAGGUCAUCGGAGGCCAGUCUUGAGAUGCAUGCAGCUGCACCGCCACCGUCAUCGUCAUCUACCACGCACAGAACACUUCCCACCAAGUUGCACACCCAAUUGGGAAAUUUCUUGGCCAGCGUGGCCAGAUCUCGCACCUUCUAUGGCACCCUAGCUGAUACUAUAUGCGAGGAACAUCCCGAUAAACAUUGCUGGAACGGUGAACGAGUUGGAGAAUACUCGAAGACCGUGGUCGAUUCCAGUCUAAGUGCACAGAGGUACAAUCCGGAAUUCACGGUGACAACGGCUUCGUCAACGGCUUCCUACGGCAAUACGAACACCAGCGUACUCAUUGACCAAUUGAGGCACAUUAAUCAGAUAGUGCAGUCGCAAUUGGCAUUGGCACCAGAUGGAGGAACUCCGCUUGCCGAAGAAGCUCAUGAUGGUUCCGGAAGCGGAGACAGACCUGGUUGGAGAAACAAGGGUGAUACAAUGGAUACCGAUGACGAGGAUUCAACGGAUGACGAUCGAGAGGACGAAGAAAUCUCUGGAUCGGGAAUGGGACCACCUGCUGCGCCAGAUCCAUCGGUGAAGACCAAUCGAGAAUUCCGCCCAACAUUAGCCUCAUCGAGCAUGCUGAUGCCAUCGUUGUCGUUGAUUCUCGCGCUCGGCAUGUUAGUUGCCUAAAAAGAAAGAAAGAAAAAUGAAAAAGAAAAAAAAAGAAAAAAAAUCACAAAAAAAAUGAAAAAGAAAAAAAUGAUUUCCUGUUUUCGAAAGAAGAAGACGAAGCUCCCAUAUUAUUGGUGCGUCGACGAAACGAUUUUCUCUUCUCCAUCCUCGAGACAGUGAAAUCGGUUGAGGAGAGAACGCAAAAGAGACGCCAUGUUGUGUAACGCGAUUCUUUCUUUCUCUGUAUAUAAGAAUAUAUAUAUAUAUAUAUAUAUAUAUAUAUAUAUAUAUAUGUAUGUAUGUAUGUAUAUGAAGAGAAAGAGAAAGAAAAAAAUAUAUAUAUAUUUUUUUUUCUUUUCGUCCUGGGCAAGAAAUUAGAAUGGACGAGAGAGAUUAGUGACUAUUAGAAAAUGGACGCCAUCUUUUUCGAUGAUAUCUUCGAUAAAAGGGUGUCGAGGGGAAACGAACGAAUGGAAAAAAAAAAAAGUGUCAUCGGUCGGUGUCGUAACUCGGGUCUCGAGGGGAGAAUAAAUGAAAAAAAAAGAAUUGAGAAAAUAAAUAAAUAAAUAAAUAAAAAGAUAAGAAGAAGGGGAGGAAGAUGAAGAAUAAGAAGAAAAAACGAAACAAUACGAAACGAAAAAGGAAACGAAAUGAAAUGAAUGUGUAACGAAAUGUAAUGAAAUGAAAUGAGAUGAAAUGAAAUGAAACGAAACGAAACGAUAUGUUAAGAAAAGAAAUCGGUCGAGUUAGCGGCAUUACUAAGCACGUAUGUAUUUAGAAAAUUUAGUUGGCGAGCGGUCGCGAGGACGUAGCGUUUGAAACUUUGCCAGAUGCAAAGCCAGACUAUACGACGACACGUAGAAAUCGUACGACGAGUUGCCGAAACGAGGAGUAACGAGGAAAACCAUCCGAUAAAACCAUCAGAAAGUCACCGUCGGAGAGAACGCGUUCUUGCGCGCGCGCGCGCGCGCAUGAGAGAGAGAGAGAGAGAGAAAAUAUAUGGGUUGAAAAGAAAAACGAUAUUUGGAAGAACGUUACUCCUUUCUCACCACUUCUCUCGAGAAUAUUUCAAACUUUUCCAACGAUUUAUCGCUUUAUUCCCUUUUAUUCUUGGACAAAAUAUUCUUUCCCUACAUUUACGCGAUAUAAUCAAAGCCAACACGUCGCUUAAACUAAAUCUAGCUAAAUAUUUCUUUUCUGUUUUUUCUUUUUUAGUUGGUUUUGUUUUUUAUUUUCUUUUGUUUUGUUAAUGUUGUCGUUGUCUUUCUGAUCUUAAACAUAUUUUACUAAAUUUUUUGUUACGACAAUGUUGAUCGUUAAAUUUCUCUUUUUUCACUUUUUUCCUAUAUAUAUAUAUAUGUAUAUAAUAUGAAUACAUAUAUUUUUUACGAUCUCUCCUUGAGAUUCGAGAUCGAUAAGUCGUUUAUAAUGUACGUAUACGAUAUAUAACGUAUAUAAUAUAUAAGGACUUUUUUUUAUAUAUGUCCAACUUAAAUCUUCUCGCAAGACUAAUGGGUUAUUUAAAAUGUAUUCUUUCUAUUUCUAAUCCUAAAUUUUUAUAUAUAUAUAUAUAUAUAUACCGGAUUUAAAUCCAUACUUUCUUUUUCUUUUUUCAUUCUUUUUUCUUCAGCGAUCUCUCUUCGCAAGACUAAUAGGUCAUUUAAAAUGAUGACUAUUUACGGUGAGCGUAAUCGAUUCGUCGUGGUUUUCCUCGUUUAAAGCUCGUCCCUCGUUCCGGCGAACGCAUUUCAUUCAUUCCGUUGCUCGUCGUAAAUUAGAAGAAAAAAAGAAAAAAGAAAGAGGGAAAGAAAUAAGGAAGGAAGGAAGCAAGGAAAGAAGGAAGAUGAGUCGUCGCUCGCUCGUGACGAAGUCGUCGUGAUCGAUCGAUCGAUCGUGCGAAAAAAGAUCCCCAGAUCAUCGACGACGUUCGUUGGUGUGAUAUCGCGUAUGCCAUAUACAUAUACACACGUGUCGAAUAUUAUAAUAAUUGUAACUAACGAAUAUACAUAUACGAACGAUAGAAACAAAGAAAAAAAAAAGAAAGAAAGAAAAAAAUGAAGAGAGAAAGAGAUGGAAAAAGCUGAAACACCGGAUGUCGCGUUAAAUAAUUAAUUAAUUAAUUAAUUAGUUAAUUAGUUAAUUAAUUAGAGAAAUAAUGAAUAAAUAAAAAACUAGCUUCGUUCAUUCGCGAUAAACAUUUCGGAGAGCGAGUCGAAUCGACAUUUUCAUGUAUAGUUACAUAUAUUAUGUAAACAUACAUUAUAUAGGUAUUGUAUAAUAUAAUAUAAUAUUGUCAUUUCUACUCCUCGUGUAUUGAUUAUUCGCGAUAAAGUAUAAUAGAAAUUUCACAUUUUUUUGCUAAUUGGUACGCCUUCUUAUAUGGGUAUUCCUCGCAUCAUCUAAUUCAAAAUCUAUUUGGAAACGUAAACGACAUGGGGAAAAACGUAUUUUACAUGGAGAAGUUCCUAAAUUUGUUGAAAACGUUCUAAUGAGAUAUUAUCGAAAGUAUCAAAAAGGAAAAAUAGUUAUCGGCGAAUUUCGCCUCUCAGCGAGAGAAAUAAUAAUAAUAAUAAUAAUAAUAAUAAUAAUAAUAAUAAUAAUAAUAAUAAUAAUUAAUAAUAAUAAUAAUGAUAGUAAUAAUAAUAAUAAUGAUAAUGAUAUAUUAUUAAUAUUAAUAAUAGUAAUUAUAAUUAUAAUUAUAAUAACAAAAAUAAUAAUACAUAUAAUGAUUUCUACUCGUAUUAUACGCGCUAUCGAAAUACAGUAUCGUUAAAGUUUUCAAACUCAAGAUCACCGUACUAACGAACAUAAUUACGAUUUUCUUUUGAUCGUUAAUAAAUAUCUAUAAUAGUCGUUAAAUAAACGCUAUUGAAAUUCUUCGCUGUAAAAUUGUUACGUCGAACCUUACGUACGACGAGCCUUCGACGUGAGAGGACGAAAUUUUCUAAACGCUGAAAAGGAAAAAAAUAAAAAAAAAAAAAAAGAAGAAAAUAAAGAAAAUAAAAAGGCAAAGAUAAAAUAAAAGAAAUAAAUAAAGAAUUAAAUAAAUAAAAAAACGAAUCCGAAGACUUUGAAAACGUGUGAAAGUAUUAACGUUUAAGAAAGGACCAUCCAAAGGAGUAUACGAGAGGAAAUUAAAAAGGGGUAAAAAAGAAAAACCAAACAAAAAACAAUAAGAACGAAGCAGAGGCAUUUGAAAGGGGAAGAAAAGUUAUUAGUAAAUAAAUAAAUAAAUAAACAACUAAAAUAAAUAAAUAAAUAAAUAAAAAACAAACCGAUUGUGUACUUAACGAAUGUCGUAUCGCGACGUUCGUUGCAUCGUUAAAAUACAUUCGAAAAUACGUGUUAUUAUUAUUAUUAUUAUAUGCGCAUAUUCGAACGAUUCUACAAAUAAGAGAUGCCGAUACGAUGAUAUACAGAAAUAAAUAACGUCUUUUAUUAAGUAAAUACGAUUUGUCGUGACGCUACCCUUUAUACCUACGAGUAUACUCACAAGACUGAAUAUAUAUCCCAUGGUACAGAAGAGAAAGACAGAGACAGACAGAGAGAGAAAGAG